AUGGACCUUGUUGCCUUACUUAUUUGCCACUUCUUGACAUCAAACAUUUGGUACACUACUGGCUUUAAUGUCGACACAGGAGGCUUCAACAACAAUAUCCAUUGUUUGGCAAAGUGUAUAAGCGUUGUAACUGCUGGGAGUGAGUAUGCGAGAUUGGGACGUGAACAUCAGCAAAGACGGUCUGUAUCCAACAUGCAUCUGAGGCUUUGCGAGAUAUCUCCAUAG
Linum trigynum is the source of this 225-nucleotide messenger RNA. The record is from the annotation of a GenBank genome assembly. NCBI's taxonomy places the organism in Eukaryota, Viridiplantae, Streptophyta, Magnoliopsida, Malpighiales, Linaceae.